This is a messenger RNA of Musca domestica (house fly), 774 nucleotides long. RefSeq names its product protein Mabiki-like. Lineage: Eukaryota; Metazoa; Arthropoda; Insecta; Diptera; Muscidae. The record is from RefSeq and is a predicted model, not a curated record. Bases 1 to 774 code for a protein of 257 amino acids. The transcript has a single exon.
AUGUCUUUAACAAUUGAUGAAUCAUUUGAAUAUCGCCACAAGAAAUUCGAUCAAGGCAAACGGCCCAGAGACGAGAGCUCUAAUAGUUCCCAGAGUGAGGAGGACGAAGAUCAGUUGUACAUUGAUGUGGAAACCGUGGAAGAGGAGGUAACCAAUACCUAUUACCCCACCAACGACUGGAACACCACCACAACUGCUUCAACCUUGUCAUCACCCUCACCUUACAAACGGCCAAGGACAGGCUCCUUUGCCAGCAGCACUACCUCCUACUCGGCCUUUUCACCCAUACCCCCACCAGCCGGCCUGGAACGCAAAACCUCCACACCCAUGAUGAUGGCAGCCAGUCCGCCAGCCCUUGAACCCACCGCCGCCAUUUUACCGAAAAUCAGCAACGAAACAUUGGCCAGCAUUUGUAAAUAUCAUGGCAAUAUGGUUAGGAAAUUUCCCAAAAAGCAGCGAACACCCAAGGAACAAGAGCGAAGGGAUAAAAACACCAUAGCCUGCCGCAUGAGUCGUCGUGUCAAAAAACUCGAACACAUUGCCAUUGAGGAGCAGUACAAGGAGUUCUCACAGCAAACCUUUGAAAUUAUUGAAAGGGCCAUGAGAUCGACGGCGUAUUUGCAUGAACUGAUGAAGCUGUCAAAUGCCAUUGGCGAGGGGGAGAUGAUGGGUGGCACAACAUUUUUUGAUGUUAAGAGGGAACAGAGUUCCGGCAGUACACCGGAAAAGAAACCCUUCUCCAUAGCAUAUCUGGUAGGGAAUGAAGAAGAGUAG